UGCUGGACUUCAGCCAGUACGUAAACAGCGUGCGCAGCCUUUAAUACCGGGCGUGCCCUCCCGGUCCGUGUCUUUGCAGCUUCCGCGCAGCUCAACGCGGAAAUCCAAACACGGAGCUCCGAAUUCCUGAAAACUUCACGGACUAGAAAUAAGUGUCAUCGCAGGAUUUCACUUGAGAUCCGUAUUCUUCUGACUAGCCAGUAAAGAACACGCCAUGUGGCCAAAUCAAGGUCCUCCUCCUCCAGUAGGGCCGCCAAACCCUGCGUAUCCCCCUGGCUACAACCCUGCAUAUCCUGCUGUCCCUCCACCAGGAGCCUUCCCCCAACCUCCUCCUCCAGGACAUCCACCUGGCCAGUACCCAGCAGGCAUGAACCCAGCCAUGGGGGCUAUGCCUUAUGGAACUCCGGGCCUUCAUCCUUAUCCCACGGCUCCCGGUGGAUAUCCAGCAGUCCCUCCUGCAGGAGUUCCCCCAGGUCCAUACCCUCACUCACCAAAAGGGUGUAACAAGAAGGGCCACCACAAAGGUCAUCAUCAUCAUCAUCAUCAUGGAGGGGUAAAUCCCAUGAUGCCAGGAAUGGCGGGAAUCGGAGUGGGGUUAGUCGGACACAAAGCCCACAAAAAGAUGAAGAAGAAGAUGAAGAAAGCACAUAAAGCACACAAGCAUGGACACCACAAACAUGGCAAGUCGUCUUCCAGCAGCAGCAGCAGCAGCAGCAGCAGUGACUCAGACUGAGGACACCACUUCAACAGAGAGCGUUCACAAAAUGAUGCUUUACAAAAGUGCAGCACAACUAUCAGCUAUAAAAACACACAAACAUUAUUAUUAUCACUAUCAUUAGGAUUUCUGUUUCUACAGUAUUCUGUCUCGCAUGGUCCGUUUACGACACUAGGCUGUUACUGUAAACAUCACCACAGCAUUAAACUGUAUUGGCAAACCACCAUGUCUUAAAAUGAAUGCUCUAAGGGCUUGCGGUAACAGUGUUCUGCAUAAAGUGUUUCUUGUUACUAUUCUGAAAUAGUAAAAAUACUCACACUAGCGUGCAAACGUGGAAAUAAUCAAGAUUGCAGCACUGUGCGGUUACCUGUCUUAAAGUACUACUAUUUUGAAAAAAAUCUAGCAUUUUUGAUUCAGUAAAACAGUAUAUAUAUACAUUAUAGGAGUUGGUUUUCUUGGAAAAAUUAACCUAGAAGAAAAAUUUAGUGAGAUGUUGUUUUUAUUCUUUAUUAUUUGUGUGUUCACUACUGUUCAUGGCCAUAUACACUGUAAUAAUAUGUAAAGUUAAAAUAAAAAGAUUUGUCCAACAAUCA
Messenger RNA from Mugil cephalus (flathead mullet), 1308 nucleotides. It is a transcript of the gene prr13, whose product is annotated as proline rich 13. The record is from RefSeq and is a predicted model, not a curated record. Bases 215 to 733 code for a protein of 172 amino acids. Lineage: Eukaryota; Metazoa; Chordata; Actinopteri; Mugiliformes; Mugilidae. The transcript is spliced from 4 exons.